This is a messenger RNA of Colletotrichum navitas, 651 nucleotides long. RefSeq lists its product as uncharacterized. Lineage: Eukaryota; Fungi; Ascomycota; Sordariomycetes; Glomerellales; Glomerellaceae. The transcript has a single exon. The coding region runs from base 1 to 651 and encodes 216 amino acids. The record is from RefSeq and is a predicted model, not a curated record.
AUGCGAAACUAUCAUGAGAAAAUAUUCGACACUGACUUUGACGUCGCUACGGAUACGGCAUUUUGGGAAACCCUCUUUAUUGGCGGUUUAGACAAAUCGUGGAAAAUACCUGACCAGCACCGUUUACAACAGCGGGUUGGGUGGGUAUUGGAGUUCAUCAGAACUGGAUAUCUCCCUCAAGAUGCCCACACUGCCAGCGAUAUUCUGCGAGAAGCCUUGGCGGAUAACGCGCUACAUUUCCAAAUGCACCCAUACAGCUAUCAAGGCAAGCAUUCCACUGCUAGUUUACUGAACCCGGAUCUAUGCCCAAAAUGGGCUCAGGAAUUAUUAAGUGUGAAGGGUGCGUUAGAGAGCGUAGAGACCAGUAUUCAAAGUCGCAUGUACGGAAUUGGCAUCAAAGGAUUUCGUGAUGCUUAUGGCACCUUGAUCUCGAAUCUCUGGGAAGAGUCAGUGUACCAACCAUACCAUCAACAUCAAGAUGGGACACCUCUCGGCGGAGAAGUAGCAGUUUCUUACGAAGGUAGCGACGUUGCCGAAACAACCAGCUUGCCACUGACCGUCCUACAGCCCUUAGACUCAUCAGGGUCUCUCUCUUCGUCCCUCUCUUCGCCCCCUCGUCACCACCGUUCUGAUCUCUACGGUGCAACUUAA